Molecule: messenger RNA, 1462 nt
Organism: Podospora pseudopauciseta
Lineage: Eukaryota; Fungi; Ascomycota; Sordariomycetes; Sordariales; Podosporaceae
Gene: SMR1
Product: Sporulation minus regulator 1
Exons: 4
Coding region: 169-1323 (384 amino acids)
Source: RefSeq, a predicted model, not a curated record
CCACACCAGAUGGGAAUAUUCACUGCCUUGGUAUUAUGGGACCCUCUACCCCCACUGUGCACAGUAUUUUCUUUGGAAGGGUUGGGUUUCUGGCAGAGCUCUCAGCAAGCUGUAUGGAAGUGAAGAGCCUCUUGUUAAAGUAUUUCACCACCAAAGGUCGCGCAUAAAAUGAAUAUCACGGACAUGGAUUCAACAUCCUCGCAUUCGAGCGAAGAUGAUUAUUGUGUUAGCCCCACGCAUGCAAAUAUGGACCACCGAGAUCUAUCCCAGGUUACGCUUUUAAUGGAGUCAACUUUGAUCCGCACUGCUCUCCGUACCGACAUCCAGCAAUUUGAGAAAUCCUUCGAGCAAAUUAUUGAGCAGGCUGGUGUGUUUUUGGCAACUACAGAAGAGCAUUUCAUAUCACUUUCGCUGGUCGUCAUGGAUGAAGAUGUACUGAUCCGCCAUCUCUGUGGAUUUCUUGCCUCGAAACUUGCCAUUGAAGGGUUUCUCUCUUUCCAUCAACAGACAAUACAGCGUACAUCAGGAGGAGAUGCUUCACUUGCGAAACAAGUGAAGGCUGCCACAGUGUUUGUGUUGGAGCUCAUUCAGACCUUGAUAUACCACAAAGAGGCGGCUGACUACCCAGGGAAACACCUGGGCAUGAUGUACGAUCGCGAUGUCAAGUAUUUUGGGGGCACUCUUUUCCACCUCAACCCCCAGGUCAAUCUUGACGAGGAACUUCCCGAGUUGGACGAUUACUACGAAGAUGUUGAUGAGCUCACCAACUACUACCAUGGCGAGAAGCUUUCACACCCCCUGAGACAGCUCCCUGGCAAUCCUUGGCAUAAGUUCUUCGGAAACUUCCCAGAAACCCGCGUUGAACAUGCCGCAGACACCGCUCUCUUCAGGGCGAAUCCGCGUCCUGGAGACCUCACUGUUUCCAUUCCUGGUACCAUUCUCUUUUUGAUACCAGAAUUCCGUCAAGAGCAUGAGAAAUUCAGGCAACUGAUGCUAGAACAUAGUCAGCUUCCGUUGCCCCUGUUGUUGGAGGAGGCGAGAAAGGAGAGGGUUCAAGUCAUUCAGCGCCGCCUGGCCAAUGUGCACCAUGGCAAUGUUGAAUAUGACAGCCUUGAACCUUUGUGUAGAGAGAAUACUGAUAUGAUACCCCGUCCUGAAUACACUCUCGAGGGAAACAGAACAUUUGGAAUGCAGAACCUCACCGUCAACUCACCCGACCUAAUCGGCGAUGCUCUUCCUGAAGGCCGGAUUGCAAAUGUGGCAUCUCAGUUGGAGGGGUUCCCCGCACGAUUUCUAUCCACUAAUAAGGAUAAGCGAAUGUAGAACUGGGACAGAUAUGAACAGAAUAUAGAGACGGGGUAAGGCUGCGGAGAUAUUUGAACAGGGAGAUAAUCCGGCAGCCCCUUGAUGCACUUCAACUCAGAAUGCAGAUGUAUUCGAGCAAUAUACAAUUCUGAUGCUG